Molecule: messenger RNA, 1785 nt
Organism: Emericellopsis atlantica
Lineage: Eukaryota; Fungi; Ascomycota; Sordariomycetes; Hypocreales; Bionectriaceae
Exons: 3
Coding region: 228-1664 (478 amino acids)
Molecular function (GO): zinc ion binding; DNA binding
Source: RefSeq, a predicted model, not a curated record
CACUGACCCGAUGCGCACCUGUCCUGUCAGUGCAAUUACAACUUUCGGUGGCUGCCCUCGUGUGCACACGCCUUUUCCACCUUUCACCCUGACUGUCAUGUUUCGUAUCUGAUUUUUACUUCACUCUUCCGUGUAGGUAUUCAAUUAUUUAAUACUGUCACCGACCUGUUCUGCGCCCUGUAGCUUCACUGUAGCGCUCAUCGCGUCGACGUCAUCUGAACGCGACCAUGGCGUAUCGCAUUGAACUCGCGUCUACUGGACGUGCCGGCUGCAAAGACACUGUUUGCAAGAAGGAAGGCAUCAAAAUCGCAAAGGGUGAGCUGCGCUGGGGCACCUGGGUGGAGGUGGAAUCCGCGAACAUCAAGGGCUGGCACUGGCGCCACUGGGGUUGCGUCUCAGGUCUUAUGGUGGCCAACGCACGCGACUCCAUCAGCGAUGGCAAUGGAAACUACGAUUGGGACGGCAUCGAUGGUUACGAUGAGCUCAACGACCACCCCGAGGUUCAAAAGAAGAUCAGGCGCACCUUUGAGCAAGGCCAUGUCGAUGCUGCCGACUUCCGGGGAGACCCUGAGAAAUUGAAACUGGGGGAGAAGGGCAUCCACUUGACCAAGGCCCAGCUCGCUAAGAAAGAGAAAGAGGCUGCCAAGGACGCUGAAGAGCCCAAGAAGCCCAAGCGAGGCCGCAAGAAGGAAGAAACCGACGAUGAUGAAGAGCAGGCGCCUAAACCCAAGAAGGCGCGCAAGUCCAAGGUUAAGGCUGAAGAGGCAGAGGAGGAGAAGCCCGCACCUGCCAAGAAGGCCCGCAAGGCGGUCAAGACCGAGGAGGCACGCGAAGAUCAUGACGAAGAAGAGAAACCCGCGCCUGCUAAGAGGGGUCGCAAGGCGGUCAAGGCCGAGGAAGGCGACGAGCAAGAGAAGCCUGCCCCGGCCAAGCGCAGUCGCAAGUCGAUCAAGACUGAGGAGGAACAUGAGGCAGAUGCAGAGGAAGAGAAGCCCAUUCCAGCUAAGCGUGGUCGCAAGGCCGCCACACAGGUCAAGAGCGAGGAGGGCGAGGAGAAGCCUGUUCCUGCUAAGAAGGGGCGUCGUACGUCGGUCAAGACUGCUGAACAGGAUGAGCUCGCAGCCCCCACAAGCCGUCGCUCUUCUGGCAAGGUCAAGGCUGAAGCCCAGGAGGAAGCGGAGGAAGAGAAGACGGUUCCCGCUCCAAAACGGCAGCGUACGUCAGUAAAGGCCGAAGAACAUGAGGAGGGGGGAGAAGAAGAGCGGGAAGAAGAAGAGAAGCCAGUGGCAGCCAAAAGAGGCCGCAAGUCUAUCAAGGCUGAAGAGCUCAAGCAGGAACAGGGAGAGGAGAAGCCUGCUUCUACGACCAAGGCACGUCGCUCAUCUGUCAAGGCAGAAGAGGCCGCAGAUGUGAAGCCCACGCCUGCCAAGCGUGAUCGCAAGUCUCUAAAAUCGGAAACCGAUGUGGACGAGAAGCCUGCCCCCAAGAAAAGCCGCAAAGCUGUCACCGAGCAAGCCAAUGGUGAGCCUGUCCGUCGCAGCCGUCGCUCCUCUGGUAUUUCUACCACGCUCAAGGAGUCUGAAGAUGAGGAUGUCAAGGGCGAGGAGGAGGAAAAGCCGGCCCCAAAGCCCAAGGGACGUCGUGGGAAGGCCAGCAAGGCUUGAGAUAUGCGAGCAGGGAGUAUUUGCGACUUCGUUUUAAUCUGGGACAGCGCAGGCGAGCGCGUAUCUACAUUGCUCGAGGAGAGGAGUUGUACGUAGCUUACUAGUAUAGUGUGUCAUUGCU